UCGGCCCCUCAUACAAAACUUGUAUUACAAAUGCAUUAGUUGAGCCAAAAGGGAGGUCAGACCUUCUCACUGCAAGGAUGUGUUCUUAUUUAUAGCUCUUUGUACCCAAGUUCCAAUUCAAAAUAUAAGUUAUUCAGUUUUCUUUUUGGAAUAUUCUGCUUUGGAAAAAAAUUGCAUCAAAAAAUAAACGAUUUUAAAACAAAUUAAUUUUGGGCACUAAAACCACUAAUUUGAAAAGAAAAAAAAAACACAUUUAUGUUUGAUAAAACGCACUAGGCCUUUACCUUUCUUUGUUUUCUGAAUAUUGCUUUUUUUUAUUGCGACUGUUCGUUGUUAACGUGACAUUUUGAUGCACUGAGUCGAGAGUGCGGGCGGGUCAGUUUUAACUGGAGAAACUGCGGACUGCGUGUCUACGCCAAACCAGCUGCAACCACAAAAGAUGGAUCGUUUUAACAUUUCCUCCCUUUCCUCCCUUUCCUCACUCACAAAGAAGCCAGUCUGUGUUAUGUGGGGUUGUAUUCUGACAGGGAACCAGAGACAGUUUGUGUUUGAAGUAAAUGACUUGUUGGAACAUCAGCUUUUUAUUAAGACGAUAUGCCUGGAUGCUGCUGCAAAAGAUGAACUCCAUGUAGUGGAGGUGCAGUCUAUGAUAACUGCAAAAAGUACACCUAUUGCUUCACUAAAACCUUCAGUAAUGCCGAUGGUUAGUUUAUAUGGCCUUGAGGUGAAUCUUCCUGUGACCUUUAAUUUGCAUUCUGGGGGAGGUCCAGUGUACAUUUAUGGACAGCACAUAACCAAUGACUCUGAAGAAGCAGUGGAAGAAGAAUCUCAUGAACAUCUUGGACCCUCCAGUUUCUAUUAAGUUCACCACCAACUACUUAAACUAUAGUUGGGAAAACCAGGAUUGAACAAGUCUGAGCUUUAAAUGAGACAUAAUAACAAAUCUGAACUUGUUUUGUUCUGUUUCAUUUGUGUUCGGUUAUCAUAAUGUUGAAAAUGUAAACAUUUUUAUGGUUUAAAUGUAUAACGUUGAACAAAAUACGAAGUGCCUUUCUUCAUUUAUCCACCAAAAAAGCAUACCUGCUUGCUUGCAUGGUACAAACUGUGCAAUUUAUGCAUUUAGAAUUAACACAUUUAAGAAGUUUUUUGCUUGUUAUGGUGAAGUUCAUGAUUUCAUGCUGUUUUAUUCUUCUGCAUGUAAGAUCAAAAAUUCAUCUCUAAAUGGUCAAUUUUUUAUAUUUACAGAUGACAUUUUCUGCUUCUCAUUUUUUGAAUUGAUGUGUUUUAAUUUAUAUGUGGUAAUAUUUUGCAUAUCUUCUAUUAGAAAAUAUUUGUCACUGAAGUUCUGUAUUUAUAUAAGAUAUAUUACCAUGGUACGGUGGCGCAUUGGUAGAGCUGCUGCCUUGCAGUUAGGAGACCUGGGUUCGUUUCCCAGGUCUUCCCUGCGUGGACUUUGCAUGUUCUCCCCGUGUCUGCGUGGGUUUCCUCCGGGUGCUCUGGUUUCCUCCCACAGUCCAAAGACAUGUAGAUUAGGUGCAUUGGCGAUCCAAAAUUGUCCCUAGUGUGUGCU
This is a messenger RNA of Erpetoichthys calabaricus (reedfish), 1570 nucleotides long. It is a transcript of the gene npm2a, whose product is annotated as nucleophosmin/nucleoplasmin, 2a. The transcript has 7 exons. Gene Ontology annotation, cellular component: nucleolus; nucleoplasm; cytoplasm. Gene Ontology annotation, biological process: chromatin remodeling. NCBI's taxonomy places the organism in Eukaryota, Metazoa, Chordata, Cladistia, Polypteriformes, Polypteridae. The record is from RefSeq and is a predicted model, not a curated record. Bases 440 to 862 code for a protein of 140 amino acids. Gene Ontology annotation, molecular function: histone binding; RNA binding; chromatin binding.